GGAGGGGCGGCUGUCGGCGGCUGGUCUCGCGCCGCCAGUGCGACGCUGCGCGGCCGACGACGCGGAUGUGAGGACUGGCAGCGACGAUGUCGGAGACAAAGCCCCUACAACUGGACGUGGCGGCUCAACAGCCAUGGCUGCCAGAGCAGGCCGGGAAGCGACUCGAGGACUGCUACAUCCUGGGCGACGUCAUCGGCAGGGGGGCGUCGUCCACAGUGUACAAGUGCCUGUACAAGGGCAAGAAGGAGUACGCCUGCAAGGUCAUCAACAAGGCGCGGCUGGUGAGGAGUGCGGCGAUGAAGCAGCUGCCGAUCCUGCGGACGCUCAGACAUCCCAACAUCGUGCAGGUACGCGACGUGUUGGAGACCGAGUCGGAGGUGCAGCUGGUGGCGGAGCUGAUGUCUGGCGGCGAACUUCUGGAGCGACUGGCCGGCCGCGGGCACUACAGCGAGCGAGACGCCGCAGCCGCCGUGCGUCAGUUGCUGUCUGCCCUGCAGUACCUGCAUGGUUCUGGUGUGGUUCAUGGUGAUCUGAAGCCGGAACAUCUACUUUUUGAAUCUGAAGAUGAAAACUCUUGCCUCAAGAUGACUGACCAUGGCCUAAACCAUCUGCUUCAAAAGAGGCAUCCUGGGUUUCCAAGGAGCUAUUCUGCUCCAGAAGUGCUGCUGAAUAAAGGAUUUGGACCACCUUCUGACAUCUGGAGCCUUGGUGUGAUUAUGUACAUCAUGCUUUGUGGUUUUGAACCAUACUGGAAUGAUAGCAGUGAAGCUGAAAGAGACAGCUACAUGUUUGAGCCCCCAAACUUUACUUCUCCAUUGUGGGAAGAAGUGUCUGACAGUGCCAAAGAGCUUAUUACACAGCUUCUUCAUGUGGAUCCAUUGAGUCGUCUCUCAGCAGAAGAAGCACUUAAUCAUCCUUGGGUGCAAGGCGAAUCUGGUGGUUGCAAGCAUCUAAUUAGCACAUUGAAGCGACUGCAGGAGUUCAAUGCCAAGAGAAAAUUUAGGGUGGCAACAUGUGCCGUGCUUGCUACACAACGAGCAUUGCAUCUUAUUUCUCCUGAAAGAAAACAGAAGAACAAAAUACAAACUAAAAAUACAUUUUAAGUAUCAAUGUAAAUACACAUCUUACUUUUUCAAAAGUUAAGUAUUCGAAUU
This is a messenger RNA of Schistocerca nitens (vagrant locust), 1154 nucleotides long. Its product is annotated as calcium/calmodulin-dependent protein kinase type IV-like. Gene Ontology annotation, biological process: intracellular signal transduction; protein autophosphorylation; peptidyl-serine phosphorylation. Gene Ontology annotation, cellular component: cytoplasm; nucleus. The transcript has 10 exons. Bases 87 to 1103 code for a protein of 338 amino acids. NCBI's taxonomy places the organism in Eukaryota, Metazoa, Arthropoda, Insecta, Orthoptera, Acrididae. Gene Ontology annotation, molecular function: ATP binding; calcium-dependent protein serine/threonine kinase activity; calcium/calmodulin-dependent protein kinase activity. The record is from RefSeq and is a predicted model, not a curated record.